Coniophora puteana RWD-64-598 SS2 is the source of this 1152-nucleotide messenger RNA. RefSeq names its product Clavaminate synthase-like protein. The coding region runs from base 1 to 1014 and encodes 337 amino acids. The record is from RefSeq and is a predicted model, not a curated record. The transcript is spliced from 2 exons. NCBI's taxonomy places the organism in Eukaryota, Fungi, Basidiomycota, Agaricomycetes, Boletales, Coniophoraceae.
AUGGCAACCACCUUCUCCGCUCUCCCGAUCGUUGACCUGUCGCCUCUCUCCAAGGGCCCGAAACUAUCCGUCGAAGACCGGAAUAAGCUCGCAGGCGAGCUGCACGAGGUGUUCAAGACAGUCGGCUUUGCGUAUCUCGUUAAUCCUCCGCUCUCCUUCUCGCACGAUGAUGUCUUUGGCACGGCAAAGGAAUUCUUCGGAAUGCCCGAGGAGGAGAAGAUGUGCGUCGCCAAGAAGACGUUCCGUCCUGCAAAUUCCAACACGUAUCGCGGCUACUUUCCCGCUCAGCUGGGUGACGAUAACCUCAAAGAAGGCUUUGAAGUCGGCCCGACUCCAACUCCCACAUCCGCACGUCCACCCCUAUCUCCCUUCAACUUCACAGAACCCAAUCUCUUCCCCCCGCCCGACUACUUCCCCGCUUCCUCACGCGCCAGAUGCGAGCAGCUGCACACCGAGCUGCAAUCUCUCGGCAGCGCCCUCCUCUCCCUCCUCGCUCACGCGCUUGACUCGCCCGCGUUCGAUCCAGACAUGCUCCUCCAAGGCAGCGCGUCGACGCUGCGCCUCCUGCACUACCCCUCUCCGCCCGCGUCGUCGACGCAGGAGCUCAGCUGCACACCACACACCGACUCGGGCCUGCUCACGCUUCUGCACCAGGACAGUACGGGCGGCCUCGAGGUACUCAAUGCCGCGGGUGAGUGGAUACCCGCGCCGUAUGUACCAGGCAGCCUCGUUGUCAAUAUCGGCGAUCUCAUGGCGCAGCUGAGCGGCGGGACGUACGUCGCGACGCGGCAUCGGGUCAGGGUGACGCGGGGGAAGAGUAGGUACAGUGUGCCGUUUUUCUGCGAGCCGGGGGUGGAUGCGGUUGUCCCGAGCCCAGAUGGGGUGGUGCGGUACGAGGAAUUCGUGCUGGGGAAGAUGAAGACGUGGGUUGAGUUCCAGGAUUUGCCGGACGAUAAUGCUGAGAAAGAAACGUGGAAGGCCGAGGCGGCGAACUUGGUGUCUGCGGCUGCGUGAACUACCUGUAAAUAUAUCUCGCAGUGUAUAUCGGGUGUUGACAAUGUACAAAGGUUUCCAACGAACACUUGGCCAACGAACUUCAGAAACAAAACUACAACCUCGAUAGCGGAUCGUAGGUAGCCUGCGCGCUUCGCG